Molecule: messenger RNA, 895 nt
Organism: Cajanus cajan (pigeon pea)
Lineage: Eukaryota; Viridiplantae; Streptophyta; Magnoliopsida; Fabales; Fabaceae
Product: Cytochrome b561/ferric reductase transmembrane protein family
Molecular function (GO): oxidoreductase activity
Source: RefSeq, a predicted model, not a curated record
AGACUACUGCUUGGACUCUAGAGAAUUUACUCUAGCACUAGUUUCCUAGUUGGAUCUAAAGCUGAGUUGUCGGCAAAGACACAGUGAGACUACUCUCACUCAACUCAAACAACACAAACACACUUGUUAUGGCCACACUACUUCCUCUCCUCUUUUUUGCAAGAGUUUCAGGCCUUGCUGUGGCAGUACUUGUCCUCUUCUGGGCCCUUUCUUUCAAAUCUAGCUUUCUCACUCCCUCACUUUCCCAACAAGACCUCAUCUAUGCAGUUCUCCAUCCUCUCCUCAUGGUCAUUGGCUUUAUCCUCUUGAGUGGAGAAGCAAUUUUGGUGCACAGAUGGUUACCUGGGUCAAGGGGUUUGAAGAAAUUGGUGCAUUUGUGGCUUCAAGGGGUGGCUUUAACUUGUGGGAUCUUUGGGAUUUGGACUAAGUUCCAGGGAAAGGAUGGGAUUGUGGCUAAUUUCUUUAGCUUGCACUCAUGGAUGGGUUUGGUUUGUGUAUCUCUCUUUGGAGCCCAGUGGUUGAUUGGCUUCUUGAACUUUUGGCACAGAGGAGAGGUUCGCACUGUGAGGAUAAGGAUCUUACCAUGGCAUGUGUUCCUUGGCCUAUACACUUAUGCAUUGGCAAUAGCAACAGCAGAAACUGGAUUGCUAGAGAAAUUAACAUUCUUGCAAACAAAGAGAAAUGUAGCCAAACACAGCACUGAGUCCAUGGUGGUUAAUAGUUUAGGCUUGGUUCUUGCCCUUCUCAGUGGCUUUGUUAUUUUGGCUGCUGUUUCACCUAAGUAUCAUACAAUUCAAAACAAACUUUUGUACUCAGAUACCAAGUGUUUGUCAUCUUAAUGAAACGUGGUAGUAAAACUUCAAAUGUAACAUAUUUUGUCUUUUGUGAUCCUUAA